AUGGUUGAUCCUGAAGUAAGGAUCCCAUCUUCAGUGGCCAAACAGACCAAUAGAAUAGUAGAGGUGAUAAGAGAGACACCUUCUCCAUGGAAAGUGAUCCUUGGGGCCAGCAAGAUUCCCAAUGGCCAAAACAUCAAUAACAACCUCAGAGAUUUUGAAUCUGUAGAGGCCAAUAGAAACCCAGGCCAUUUCCAAACAUGUCCACAGCGCUCAAGCAGCCCAGCUCUAAAACCAAAGGUGCUGAGAGAGGCUGACUUCAAAUCCAAUAAGCAGCUACAGUCAUGGCCUACUAGACUCCUUCCAGACAGUCAAAGCUCUGUGUGCCCCACCACAGUCAGUUUGCCUACACAGCACUCAGUUCUCAGAUUCCAAAAUAGAUCCCAAAAUCCCAAGACUUCUCAGAGCCUAUGUGAUGUAUUCAAGAGGAGAAAUCAUGGCCAAAAAGCUCAGAAGCUCAGUGUCCCCAAGGAUAAGAUUCAAGCAAGUAAUCACAAAAUAUUUCCUCCCAGUGAAGAGAGAAAUGAAUGUAUGAGAUCCAGAGCCAAAAGCCAGGGAGAAAAUCUUGGGAGAAUGGGGCUCUCCCAAGCCUGGGGCUUCAAUAGCUCUACCCAAUCCCAGGAUACAGUCAUUACUGAGAGUCAGCCCCCCCCUGAUAUGCUGGAAAUCAAACAGGCUUCUACAGGAAGCUUUCUGAAGAAAAUAGUAAGGAAUAUUCUACAACAUCUCAACCUCAGCACCAAAGACAAGGAUCAGGGGGAUUCUCUGAAGAAUGAAAGCACCCCACCAUCUAUACAGACUCAGGAGGUAAUCACAAAAGAGACGCUCAUCUACAAUACGACAGCAAGAGUGCAAUCUCUCAUGAAUGCUGUGACACAGGUCUUGAUUGACAGGCUGGGCCUUGAUAUAGAGGAACCACCAAAGGUACAAUGGUGUAAACUGGAAUCACUAACAUCUCCACUUGGUGUCUCUUCCCACUUUUCUGAGGGUAUCUAUGACACAAAGAAAAGCAGAACAGUGGGAAGAAUGAGCUUUGGUCCCCACACCAGUUCCAAAGGACACAACCAUCCACUCAGAGACAGGGGAAUUGGAGACAAAUAGCAGUUGAGUGUUGAUGCCCAGAAAGCCUGUGAUAAACAUCAGAACAGAAUGAAGAGAGGAAUGGACUUCAACCAACUCCCCACCCUCAAGGGGAAGACCCAUCCAUUCCUGUACAGGAGAACUGGAGACAAGCAGCAGUCAGGCAUAGCUAGCAAAACAGCCUGUGACCUUGAUCAAAUUAAAGUGAAGAGUGGAUGGGCUAUUGUUCACAUAGCAACCCCAAGGGGCACAACCAACCAUUCUUAUACAGAGAAAUUGAAAACAAACAACCGUCAGGUGUUGUUCAUAGAGCCUGUGACCCACAUCAAAGUACAAAAAAAGUAA
Onychomys torridus (southern grasshopper mouse) is the source of this 1422-nucleotide messenger RNA. Its product is annotated as spermatogenesis-associated protein 31E1-like. The transcript has a single exon. The record is from RefSeq and is a predicted model, not a curated record. Lineage: Eukaryota; Metazoa; Chordata; Mammalia; Rodentia; Cricetidae.